Molecule: messenger RNA, 5203 nt
Organism: Lytechinus pictus (painted urchin)
Lineage: Eukaryota; Metazoa; Echinodermata; Echinoidea; Temnopleuroida; Toxopneustidae
Product: homeobox protein DLL homolog
Exons: 3
Coding region: 1070-2305 (411 amino acids)
Biological process (GO): regulation of transcription by RNA polymerase II
Molecular function (GO): RNA polymerase II cis-regulatory region sequence-specific DNA binding; DNA-binding transcription factor activity, RNA polymerase II-specific
Source: RefSeq, a predicted model, not a curated record
ACAAAGUAAACGAGCUUUAUCGCUCAAGGGUUGAUGUAUGAUGGUGGUAGAUUUUAUUUUAACUUAAUAAAAUGGCAAACUAAAGUGAAAGUCAGUUCAACUGUAGCUUUUAUCACUGUGUUGUUGUUAUUUUUGUGAAGAGCGUGUGUAUAUCAUCUAUAGUCUGGGAAGAAGUGUCAUGAAAGACUGCGAGGGUGGCGAAUGACCAUCUUUGGCGCCUCUGGUAUUUUCUUGCAGUGGUCAGUGUUGUCCACGCGGCUUUGUCUCUGGCCUCGACCACUUCUAUUCUCAGCUUAGUCCCUUGCUACCAAUCUUUUGUCACUGGGUUGUAUAGUGGAGAGGGUAGGGUGACGCGAUGAGGGUGGCCGACCAGUAUUUCAAAGCCUCACGUUGGUAUGAAACCAUUGCAAACGACGGCUCCGAAACCUCUCUCGUCUGAGAAACAAAAAGCACAUUUUCCGCCCGACGGACGUAAACUAACGCCAUGACGUAACCAUCAGCAUUUUGGACAAAAGCUAUCGAAACAUGACGAAGUGUAGCAUUUCGAGAAAAUUCAUGUCUCUGAAAGCCAGCGAAUAAUUUCAUUCCAUUAAUGUUUUCUUUACAUAGAUAAAAAACCGCAUGACUUUUUUUCUCGGUACUAUAACUUGAUUGGAUGAAUUAAGUGUUAAGCUCAACAUUAUUACUCUGAUAUCGGGGCUUUUUUUCAUUUCUUGCCCCGCUGUUACACUGACUCCAAAUCGCUCCUUUAUUAUGAAAUUGAAUUAUUUUUUAUCAAAUCUAUUUUGAUUUUUUUUUACUUACUGUAUAUGAAUCAUCAAUAUUAAUCUACCACACACAAAGUUUGGUCUUGAACUAGACUCAACAGCAGGUCGUUCGCACAGUUGAUUACAUCGGAUUGUUUGGAAGAACAAGGAUGAACAGUAUGUGGAGACUUUUCUUCUAGAUCUUCAAAAAUCGCUGAUAAAUCUCUAAUAUUUCUUUGUCAUGCCACGUUUGUUUUGAUAACUUGGAUUUUGUGAGUGUAUUUUCCCUGACAAAACCAGUCGGUUUUUUCUAUUCUACUUUGAUGUAUUCGUUUGACGUUGGGAAGAUGAAUUCUAUGCUAGAUGGAUAUGGCGACUACCAGCAUAUAUCAUCUCGGUCUGCCUUUACAGAGAUCCAGCACCAGGCAGCAAUGCCUUAUCAUCACGCUACCGGGACGGGGGCGCCAUCCCACUACCCCCGUCCAAUGCCUUACGGUGCAGCGACAAGAAGACCCAUGACGAACUCUAGCGCUGCCGACACCCACCCGUCUCUGAGUGGGAUGGGUCCGAUGGGUCAGACAAGACAUUACGGCUAUCAUUUCAUGAACUCUCCUAUCGCCGGACAUCCUCCAAUAUACGAUCAUCCUGAUCAAAUCACUUCAUUAUCAUCAAAAGAAGGUUUAUUAGAUCAUAAGAAUGAGAGUGAAACGUCGAUUGAGACCAAACUGAGUUUAAGGGGAAAGAAACUAAGAAAACCCCGAACGAUCUAUACCAGCUUACAACUGCAACAGCUCAAUCAAAGGUUCCACCAGACGCAAUACUUAGCCUUACCGGAGCGAGCCGAGCUAGCUGCAUCGCUUGGUCUCACUCAAACUCAAGUGAAGAUAUGGUUUCAAAAUCGACGCUCAAAAUAUAAAAAGAUAUUGAAACAGCAAAACCAAUCAAACAACAACAAUAAUAAUAAUUCGUCGCACCCCGAGAUGAGCCAACAGGUUCCUCAAACCCAGCAACAACACGAUAUCCAGACACCACCUACAACCCCACAUCCUAGACAACAACAAUUGCCACCUCAGCCACCUUCACAGACGCAAGAUGCGCCACCACACCAGCAUCAGCCGUCCACACCCAUGGGGCAUAUUGACAUGCAUAAAGCCUCCCCGCCGCUCGCCCAAGCUGCACAGCAUGCUACGCACCAUCUCAAUCAACAGCAUCAAAUGACCAUGAAUCAUCCACUCAGUCCCCCCGGUGUGUCGGCGAGCAUGCCUUCAGCGGUCCGGUGGGAGGCCGCAGACUCGGGUCGCAGCAGCGGAGGCAGCAUCGCGGGAAAUGCCAUUAGCAUCGGAAAUAGUGGUCAUCCGGGAAUGGACAUGUCUGUCCAUUCGAGAGAUAAUUAUUAUCCGUCACAUGCAUCGCAACAUUCGUCUACACCCCACCCUUAUUCACAUCAUCAUCACCACCACCACCACCAUCCCCACCCCCAAUACCCUAGCUGGUAUGGUCAAGACGUGGAUCCACGUUCGCAAUACCAGGGCGUGGCCCCUAUGGCGCCUCAUAUAUAACGCCAUUUUCUCUAAAUAACACAACCAUCAGGGGGAAAAUGUGGUUUCAGACAUUCUUUUUCACAGUUAUGAUUAGCAAUUGGAAUCGAGUUUAAAUCUAAAGCUGUGCAAUUUGUGAGGUAUUGGCACUUAGAAUGGACACUUGGAUGUAUCACAAAGACACACACGAUCACCUAAGUAUUGUACAGAGGCUUAAUCACAUCGUGACAUAAAUAUAUGACAACAAAUUAAUUUGUGUUUUAAAAGAUAUACACGCGCAUGUUAUUAUUGAAAACCUGGUUUUAAUGUUGCAAAAUAUUGCUGUUAAAGGAUGUGUGAACUUAUUUGCAUAAAAACAAAAUAUCGUUAUUAUAUUAUGGCGAUAAACAUAGUUUUAUUGUGCAUUGAAAAUUCAAGAAAUGGCUGAAAGUAUUGUAUCUUUUUUUAAGUAUUGUUAUGAUUUAUAGAACUGUUCUCAAAGAGAAAUAUCUCUGAUGUUCCUGUAUGUAUAACUUUAUGCUUAUGCGUUAAUGUUAUUUCGUUACUUAACAAAUUAAAAGGUGCUUCAUUGUGUUUAUGAUCAAGAUUUCAUUACAGACUUGUGUAUAAUAAUGAUUACAUUUCAUGCUAAAAAUAUUGUUGUGUGUUCAAAUAUCUUAUGUUACCCGUUCAUUGAUUUAUUGCAAUUCAUCCAGAGUAGAUGUUAAUAUGUAACUUUGGUCAUUGUCUUUUUGUCACAAGAAAUAAUAUCCAGUAAAGUCCCAUAAUAACUUACAAUCUGUUAAACAGAACAUACAUAAAAUAAAUUAAAAAAUAUGGUAAUAAUAACUGUUACAUGAUAAAGAACUUCAAGAAAUAGCGAAAUAAAGUUACAAUUAUCCCAGAUUAUCUGAUAUAUCUCCCAUUAUCGACACAAAGUUCUGCAGAAAAUGGGCUUAUAUUUUACAGUCUUGAAGUUUAAGUAUGGCAUUGCCUUAUAUAAGGUGAAAGCAUUGAUAAGAAAUUUAAACAUAAGUACAAAAAGAGCCACAUUUCAUAAGACAUCAAUCUUUAUUAUUGAUGAUGAUUCAAUCAAGUACAAGUUUAAUUCUCGAAUUUGUAUUUUAUACUAAGGAUCUUUCAAUAUUCACCAAGAAAGGAUUUUUUUUCAGAAUGGUUUAAUCAUUUAUAACGAACUACCGACCGAGACAACCAAAAAGGGUUCGAAGACCUCUUGCUUUGUUAUUGAAGAUAAUGAAAACAAUAAGAGUUUAGAAAAGACUCACGUGGUAGUUAGUGCCAGGCGGUGUUAUUGCGAUAUCUUCAAUUCCCAACGAUCAACAUCAUAAGGGUGUUAACCAAAGUAUUCAAUGAAAGUACAUGUUACUUAUAGGUACCUACGUAAUUUCACCAAUGUCUUAAGAUACAUUUACUCGAAAAUAAGAUAAUGACAGAAGAUGCGAAACAUAGGAAACAAACAUGUUUUCAAAUCAUUAAUGUUAACAAAUCUAAUGGAAAUAAUAUUGUUGAACUAUUUAAGUUAAUGAUGAUGUAGAAUGUAAAAAUAUCAGAUUCAUUUAAUCCGAUAUUUUAAAUGACAUUGUCAAAAGGACAUACAUCAAUGUGAGCAUUCUAAUAAAAGAGUAGAUCUUAAUAUCAAGAGAAAAUUCAGAGAGAAAAUUUGAUUACCAAACUAGAAAUAUUUUUUAUUCAUUUCCUUUAAAGAACAAAUAUAAAAAACGAAAACAAAUCUAGAUAAGUUUAAUUCAUUGGUGUGUUUUGUUAUUCGUUGCUUUACUCACUUUUGUAUUCGAAAGGUUAUUGGAUACUUUAUUUAUUUUAUUGGAUAUAUUUUUUUUUCACAAGUAUUACGAACACCGAUCACCACCCUACGCAAUCUUUGAAUGAGAUUUUAUAUUGUAAAAGUGCAGGGUGCAAUGCAAAUGGCAAACUCAGCUCUGUCGUUGUAGGUGUUAUCACAAUUUAUCCUCUGUCUAAAAUGUUUUUAAAAAUGAUAAAGAUUUUAAAAAAUAUGUCAUAUAUAAAAUAUGAUGCUUUACAGUCUAUAAGUAAAUACUGAACUCAAUUCAUUACCUCUAUCAUUUUAUCGAUUAUUUGUUCAUUCAUUUUGAUAUAUUUUUAAACCUUUGGUUUUACUCAUUUUGUUUUUCAUUCAUUCAUUAAUUUCUUUGUGCACUCUAAAAAAUAUUGGGUAAAAGUGCUCCAAGAGGGUAAUUAUGUGUCCAACCAACAUUAGGCAUUUCUUUUGGGCGUUUUCAUUCAUCCAGUGUGAUGAAAAUUUUGCCCAUUCUAAAGUAAUUGCUGCUUAUUUUUCAACCUUACUAGACAAUGCGCUUCCCGCAUCUGGUAAAAUACUGCCCAAAAUUGGUUGGACACAUAAUAACCCUCGUGGUGGUAAAAAAAAUUCACCCAAUAUUUUCUACAGUGUGAGAUAUUAAACAUUUUGUUCAUUUAUUCAUCCAUUUAUUUUUUAAUUCAUUAUUCUUUAUUUGUUGAUCAAAAGCAUGUCUAUAAUCCAAAUUUACUUACUUUGCCUUAUUUUGAUUUCUGCCCGAUUUAAUUACAAAUGUGAGAAGCAUGUGGAACUUGUGCACCCCUCACAAACUCGCGUGGACAUUAUGGGGGAAAAAAUUGUUACAUUAUUGUAACUAUUAUUUGUUUUGUUUGUUUUGUGUAAGGUUAAAAUGACAAAAAUGUGCCACAUGGUAUAACGAGCACAAUAAAAUUGGACGAUAUAUGAACAUCAUCUUUCUAACAUUGCCUUAUUUGUUGUAUUACAUCUUGGGUAUUCCUAAAUUCACUCUCGAAUGCUUAGAUUAGAAGAGGUCGGAAAGAGUAUAGGGAGCGAAGAAAGUAGAUUUGUUUUCCCCUACACGAUAUUGAUUGCUAACGUCAUCAAUUAAAGUAACAUUAAUUCAA